AUGGGGUCAUUACCAUCUGAUUGUUUUGAACAUGGCAAGUUCUUAUUUGCCAUAGUCUUCAUAGUUGUAACCCUUAACUGUUUAACAACUAAAGCUAACCUAUGCUGCAAUAACUCUGUUGCUGCCCCAAGAAUUCCUGCCUACGAUAUUCUUUCAUCAUUGCAAACACUAGCUCUUGAUGGUUACUUCAGUUUGGAAGACAAUGGACAUAAAGACUUUGGUAACAUAUACCAUUGUCCUCCUCUGGCAAUUCUGCAUCCAAAAACAGUUUCUGAUAUCUCACGCACAAUAAAGCAUAUUUUUGAAAUGGAUUCUGCUUCACAGCUAAAGGUUGCAGCUAGAGGCCGCGGUCAUUCUCUUCAAGGUCAGGCACAAGCAUAUCAAGGCCUAGUGGUGAACAUGGAGUCACUGAAGGGAUCAGAAAUGGUUGUUCACGGUGGAGAAUUUCCUUAUGUGGAUGUCUCAGCUAGUGAGUUAUGGAUAGUCAUUCUCCAUGAGACUCUUAAGCACGGUUUGGCACCUAAAUCUUGGACAGACUAUCUUCAUCUUACAGUUGGAGGAACUCUAUCAAAUGCUGGAAUAAGCGGACACGCCUUCAAGCAUGGACCCCAGAUCGAUAACAUUUUUCAGCUGGAAGUAAUCACCGGAAAAGGAGAGGUGCUUACCUGCUCAGAGAACCAAAAUGCUGACCUUUUUUAUAGUGUUCUUGGAGGGCUUGGUCAAUUUGGCAUCAUAACCAGGGCUAGAAUUUCUCUUGAACCAGCACCAAUAAAGGUGAAAUGGAUUAGAGUGUUAUACUCAGAAUUCUCAGUAUUUACAAGGGAUCAAGAGUACUUGAUAUCACUUGAAAAUACAUUUGAUUAUAUUGAAGGCUUCGUAAUUAUAAACAGAACAGGCAUCCUUAACAACUGGAGGUCAUCCUUCAAUCCCGAAGACCCAAUUCAAGCCAGCCAAUUCAAUUCAGAUGGGAGGACAUUUUACUGUCUCGAGGUGGCAAAAUACUUCAACCCAGGCGAAACUGAAGCCAUGAAUCAGGAAAUCGACCAACUGUUAUCAGAACUGAGCUAUAUUCCAUCGACAAUAUUUCUAUCAGAAGUUCCUUACGUAGAUUUCCUGGACAGAGUGCAUGUUUCCGAGAUGAAGCUAAGAGCCAAAGGCUUGUGGGAAGUUCCCCAUCCAUGGCUCAAUCUUCUGAUCCCAAGGAGCAAAAUUCAUGAGUUCGCACAUGAGGUGUUUGAGAAAAUUCUUUCGGAUACAAGCAAUGGACCCAUACUCAUAUACCCCGUCAAUCAAUCAAGGUGGAACAAUAGAACAUUUUUGGUUACACCAGAGGAAGAUGUUUUCUAUCUGGUGGCAUUUCUUCCUUCUGCUGUACCAUUUUCGACAGGGAAAGACAGCUUAGAUUACAUUCUAAGCCAAAACGAAAGGAUCAUAGAGUUCUGCAAGCGGGCUCAGCUAGGAGCGAAGCAAUAUCUUGCACAUUACAGCACACGAGAAGAAUGGGAAGGCCACUUUGGGACAAGAUGGGAACUGUUGAGAAGAAGGAAAUCCGAGUAUGACCCAUUGGCAAUUCUUGCCCCUGGCCACAGAAUCUUUCAAAACUCAAAAGCCGAUACCAACCUCCUGUUGGCCAUGUGAAUUACUGGCAAUUAAUUAAUCAAAUGCAUUUUCGGCUUUCAGUAACUGUAGGCACGACCGUUGUUCUUGUUGCAUCUUCC
Messenger RNA from Prosopis cineraria, 1718 nucleotides. RefSeq names its product cytokinin dehydrogenase 1-like. The transcript has 5 exons. The record is from RefSeq and is a predicted model, not a curated record. Gene Ontology annotation, molecular function: cytokinin dehydrogenase activity; FAD binding. The coding region runs from base 1 to 1638 and encodes 545 amino acids. NCBI's taxonomy places the organism in Eukaryota, Viridiplantae, Streptophyta, Magnoliopsida, Fabales, Fabaceae. Gene Ontology annotation, biological process: cytokinin metabolic process.